Chlamydomonas reinhardtii is the source of this 1652-nucleotide messenger RNA. RefSeq lists its product as uncharacterized. The record is from RefSeq and is a predicted model, not a curated record. Gene Ontology annotation, molecular function: tRNA-specific adenosine-34 deaminase activity. The transcript is spliced from 7 exons. Gene Ontology annotation, biological process: tRNA wobble adenosine to inosine editing. The coding region runs from base 264 to 620 and encodes 118 amino acids. Lineage: Eukaryota; Viridiplantae; Chlorophyta; Chlorophyceae; Chlamydomonadales; Chlamydomonadaceae.
CUUGGCGAUUUCUUAUACAAAUGGACCCUCCACCGCUCCCGGACGCAGCCGCGGUUGCGAAAGCAAAAGCUUCAGGAUGGUCCGAAGUGGAAGUUGAUUUCAUGUGCCAGGCCUUGGCACAGGCCCAUAAAGCUUGGGCAUGUCGCGAGGUUCCCGUCGGAUGCGUGGUAGUGCGUGAUGGACACGUUGUUGGGAGAGGUCACAACCUCACCAACAAGAGCCGAAACGGUACCCGUCAUGCUGAGAUGAUUGCUAUCGACGAAAUGCUGGAAGCAAGUGGAGGAUCCACGACGGGGGCUGGAUUCGACAGGUGUGAGCUGUAUGUGACGGUGGAGCCGUGCAUCAUGUGUGCGGGGGCACUGUCACUGCUCGGAUUCAGGCAGGUCUACUACGGCUGCGGCAACGACCGCUUCGGGGGCUGCGGUUCCAUCCUGCCCGUUAACGGGGAAGGCUGCGGUGCCUGUAGCGGGCGCCCGCCGCGUGGAGUGCACGUGGGCCGUGGCUUCCCCGCGCAGGGCGGGCUCUUCCCCGAGGAGGCGGUGGAGCUGCUGCGGGAGUUUUACGCAGCGGGCAACCCAGCAGCACCGCGCCCACACCGCCCAGUUCGCAAGGAGGCUUGAGUCGCGUGCCCUGGGGGCGUGCAGCGGGGCAGUGGACCCCUGAGGCGCGCCGGGCUGCUGCCGUGGAUGGUCAUGAUCCUUCCAUUUGGUUGCCGCUUACUGCUGGAGCGGCCGUCUGCUGCGCCGUUGCAUGGGCGCCAUUGCCCGGGUGGAUAGAUACCCACCCGCGCGGACGGAAUAGGGGCAUCAUAAUACGGCACCGUAGUGCUACGAGUGAUUCGUGAUACUCAAUCAAACACCCGUCGUGUCGGGAUGAUUGCGGAAAGCGCUGCGCAACGGCAGCGUUUUGCUUGUUGCAUGGGUGGCGGCGGGAGGCGGCGGUCGUGUGUGGGCCGUAGACGACGGACAGCUGAGCGCACGUUGACAACGCCACCUAUCUACCUUAUAGCGAAGUGCUUUCGGAACGCGAACGCGAAUGUGCGCGACACCAAGAGACGUUGUAGUCGCUAGGACGCAUAGAAGGCCGGUUAGCAAGACGCAGUCACAGCAGACGUGUUACCUCAUCCAGACGGUAAACGCCAAGGGCAAUGGAGGAGCGCCGCUGACCCAUCACUGAUAUAACCAGGUUGCGAUGGCUAGGCUGUCGGACGGCUGGCGGGCUGGCGCGGAGCGGAGCUGCGGGGCGCGCGACAUCCGAAACCAACCUGGAAACAACAGCGCCACACAGCAAGGAAACAGCACAGCACCCAAGUAACCGCGGGCUGGGCGGGCGGCUGUCGCUGCGGUUGGGGCUGGCGCGGGCUGCAACGGAACUGUGUAGGCGGAGUGGAAGGCAAGUAUGAACUGCGUGUGGCGAUGCAAGUACGGUCCUGGAAACCGGGGGCCGCGGAAUAGUGAUGACAGCGCGAUGGCUGCACGGCUCAUCCCGGCGGUACUGCAUGCGGCAUGGGCCCCGUGGGCAUGAAUGCAGUGUGGUACGUGGGCAUGAAUGCAGUGUGGUACGCGGGGCCCCGCGACAGGGGACAGCAACGCGGGCAAGAAGGAUGCUGGGAUGCAGGCAACACGCAGCAUGGCACCAAAACAAACCCCCCA